AUGGCUGAUGACCUGGUUGGCACAACACUCGAUCGGGUCUCCGAACUCGAGAAGAAAAAUGUGGAUCUCGUGGCCGAACUGAAGGCGCUCUCCGAACAGGUUGCCGAAUUGCUGAGGGUGAAGGAUGCGCUGGAUGCCGAAACAGGCAAAGAGAAAGAGGCACCGCGUUCAUCUCAACUUACCGAAGAAGAAGAGGAAGUCGCGCGGAUUAAAAGGGGAGAGACCUUGUUCCCAGGACUUACAAAGAAAGCAGCCGCUCAAGCAGCGGAGGAUGCUGAGCGGUUGGAAAGGGAAAAACGGAGGCUGGAAGGUUACGCAGCCGAAAACAAGAAGAAAAAGGCGGUCACCUCCACUUCGGCACCGAAAAAGCGAAAGAGGGAAGCCCCUAAGAAAAUUCAAAUAGCCGACCUGCUCGAUGAGGUCACCGAAACGGUCAUCACGAGUACAUCGCAGCAGGCUGAUCAAGUCGAAGAGGAAUCGUCACGUGGAGCCCGCCGCACCGCACGGGGAGGGAGGUCGACGAGUUUCUCUUUCCCGAUUCGUGAACCGGGUUUUUCCUCAAGUGGGCCCCCGGAUGACGCACCACCUUACGCAUAA
Molecule: messenger RNA, 597 nt
Organism: Impatiens glandulifera
Lineage: Eukaryota; Viridiplantae; Streptophyta; Magnoliopsida; Ericales; Balsaminaceae
Product: calponin homology domain-containing protein DDB_G0272472-like
Exons: 3
Coding region: 1-597 (198 amino acids)
Source: RefSeq, a predicted model, not a curated record